Cryptococcus amylolentus CBS 6039 is the source of this 1037-nucleotide messenger RNA. RefSeq lists its product as hypothetical. Lineage: Eukaryota; Fungi; Basidiomycota; Tremellomycetes; Tremellales; Cryptococcaceae. Gene Ontology annotation, biological process: L-valine catabolic process. The transcript has 2 exons. Gene Ontology annotation, molecular function: NAD binding; NADP binding; 3-hydroxyisobutyrate dehydrogenase activity. The record is from RefSeq and is a predicted model, not a curated record. Gene Ontology annotation, cellular component: mitochondrion. The annotation marks the transcript as partial.
GAUGGUGCAGGCGGCGGCAAAGGUGUUUACGAUGCUUCCUUCGACACCGCAAGUGGAAGCUGUCUACUUGGAUCCUGUUCAAGGCAUUCUGGCGGGUCUCCAGGGACUCCCGGGUAAUACGUCUGACUUGCCUCUGGUUACAGCACCUCAACCAAAUGUAUCGGGCAAUACAAGUCAAGCAGUGGACGAGCAGCUUUCAUCCACGACCACCCUCUCCUCCGGCCCACCACCAAACAACCCCCAUACCCUGCUUAUCGACCAAACAACCCUCGACCCCACCGUCGCCCUCGCAGUAUCCACCCGUAUCCACCAAGAAACCUCUCACAAGGCGCUUAUGGUAGACGCCCCAGUCUCGGGCGGGACGGUCGGGGCGGAGAAGGGAGAGUUGACAAUCAUGUUUGGUUCGCCUUCGGCCGUGGCGACGGAAUUAGUGGUGCCGCUGUUGCAAAGGAUGGCGAGGGCUGGAGGGGUGGUGGAGUGUGGAGGCAGUGGGACUGGGGUGGGUGUCAAGGUUUGCAACAACUUGGUUCUCGCGUGCAACCAAAUCGCUCUCGCCGAAGGACUCUCCCUCGGCCACUCUCUCGGCAUCGACCCCUCCCUCCUCCGCAGUGUCAUAGACACCUCUUCUGGCUCCUCCUGGUCAUCCCGGAUCAACCCGCCCAUCUCCACACUCCCCAACACCCCGGCGUCGCGCGGAUACAAGGGCGGGUUCCAGACGAAGCUGAUGUUGAAGGAUGUUGGCUUGGCGCUUCAGGCGGCGCACAAGCAUAGUCUUCCGACGCCUCUGACGUGGGCGAGUAAGAGUGUUUAUGAGGCGGUUUGUGAGGAGGGAGAUGGGGAUUGGGGGGCGAUGGAUUUUAGUGUGGUGUAUGAGUGGAUCAGGAAGAAGCAGAGGGAUGGUGUGGAGAAGGGGUGGAAGGACUGAGAUGUACGAGUACACGUAUGGGUCAUAUUGGCGACGACUCUGGUUAUCAGUUGUUACCUGAUACAAUGUGAGACAACAACAUUGGAAUGAUUGCUCUGAAGACCCCAUUGAC